Manihot esculenta (cassava) is the source of this 672-nucleotide messenger RNA. RefSeq names its product translation initiation factor IF-1, chloroplastic. Gene Ontology annotation, biological process: translational initiation. Gene Ontology annotation, molecular function: RNA binding; translation initiation factor activity; ribosome binding. The record is from RefSeq and is a predicted model, not a curated record. The transcript has a single exon. NCBI's taxonomy places the organism in Eukaryota, Viridiplantae, Streptophyta, Magnoliopsida, Malpighiales, Euphorbiaceae. Bases 163 to 588 code for a protein of 141 amino acids. Gene Ontology annotation, cellular component: cytosol.
GAAGUGUUAAUAAUCCCGAAGACACAGUUUAGCUUUAGCUACUUGGCGAGUGAGCUCCAUCUUUCCACCACACAUCUCCUCCUCUCUCCAAGCCUAGGGUUUCUGUUCCUUCCUCAAACCCUCUGCCCUCGAAUUGAUUUUGCUUUCACCUUCCUCUUUAAGAUGACCUCCAUGGCUGCGCAAGUCCACAUCCUCGCCGCAACUGGGUUCUGUGCUCCUUCCUCUACAAAACCCACCAAUUUCUUCCCAAGAACAUUCUUCCUUGGCCAUGGAUUCAUCAGAACGACGCUGCACAACCUCACAAUUUCACCUUCAAGGUUCGAUGUUUCACCCCACGCAAAAGCUAAUCCAACUGGGGAGCAGAAAUGGACCCAUGAAGGCUCCGUGACUGAAUCUUUACCCAACGGUAUGUUUCGAGUACGCUUAGAUAAUGAAGAUGUGAUCAUUGGGUAUAUUUCAGGCAAGAUAAGGAAGAAUUUUGUACGUAUACUUCCCGGAGAUAGGGUUAAGGUUGAGGUCAGUCGUUAUGAUUCAUCUAGAGGCCGUAUUGUUUAUAGAAUGCGUAACAGAGAUACUGGCAAUGAUUGAUUUGUCGAAUUUUGCCUGUAAUUUUCAUGCAAUUUGUGGAAAAUGUGAAAUCAAUUUCUAUAAUUUACAUCUUUCUUGAGGCUA